Strongylocentrotus purpuratus (purple sea urchin) is the source of this 1323-nucleotide messenger RNA. RefSeq names its product fibrillin-3-like. Gene Ontology annotation, molecular function: calcium ion binding. The record is from RefSeq and is a predicted model, not a curated record. Bases 1 to 1323 code for a protein of 440 amino acids. Lineage: Eukaryota; Metazoa; Echinodermata; Echinoidea; Camarodonta; Strongylocentrotidae. The transcript has 10 exons.
AUGUCUGGUUGGGUUCCCAGCGAUUUCCCGUCACUUCCUGGUGAAUGGAUCGAGGUUGCAAUGAACGAAACAACAGUCUUUGCCGGAAUCAAAACCCAGGGCAGCAGUGUGAUCGAGGCUUGGGUCACGACCUUUAACCUGGCCAUCUCAAACGAUACUCUGACCUGGACGUAUAUCUCCGACUCAAACAACGUCACCCAACUAUUCAAUGGAAACGUCAACCAAAACAGUACGGUAACAAACUACUUCGACGAGGUGUACGCGAUUUAUUUUCGGGUUUAUCCCAUGACGUGGCACAUCAGAAUCGGAUUGCGCUAUGAGUUACUUGGAUGCAGGCCGUAUAUGAAGUUUAAACAUAUGUUGGGAUGCGAGCGAUGUGAGACGACAUACUACUGUCCUGGCGAUGGUUCUCGCUCUGCAUGUGGACGAUGUGAACCGCCAAGCGAGGACUGUGAUCGGUCGCCUGUAGAACACUCCUACGGCCACGCCACCGAAUGUAGCCCGUGUCCACCGGGGCAUUUUUGUGAUGAUCAUUGCGUCGAGUGUGAGGCUGGAACGGCAUGCUUUGAUGGUGUUAGGACAGAGUGCAAACCAGCCUUUUAUUCCAUAGGUUAUGGACAAGAUGAGUGUCUACCGUGUUCAGACGGCACCUACCAGUCUCUACCACGACAACCAUCUUGUGAAUGCUGUCCUAGUGGUUUUACCAGUAACAUUGGCAAGUGGGAAUGCGCCCCCUGCGAGUUUAAUCAGUACUCCGAUUCGGAGUGUGGGGAUUGCCUUAUUUGUUCAUCUCCGUACGAUUGUCCAUGCAUGGUUGUGCCAAGGCCUUGCUUUGAAGGAGUGACGUGUGUUAAUACAGGGAGGGGCCAGUUUCUCUGCCUGGAUUGCCCACCCGGUUACGUGGGAGACGGGGAUGACUGCAUAGAUAUCGAUGAGUGUGCUGACCACGACCCCUGUUGGCCUUCCGCUGGAUGUUACAAUCUAUCACCGGGUUAUAUCUGCGGGAGAUGUCCCAAGGGAACCGAGGGAGACAUCAUACAUGGAUACGGUUUAAACCACACAAGAGAAAAUAGACAGAUCUGUACCGAUAUUGAUGAAUGUCUGAUCGAUAAUGGAGGAUGCGAUCCAAACGCACAUUGCAAUAACACGCAGGGAAGUUACUACUGUGGAGGGUGUCUAUCGGGUUUCCUCGGUAAUAACGAGAUUGGAUGUACACUCGGUGUAGAUCAUUGUGCAUUAGGAACCCAUGAAUGUGACGAGCAUGCCUCUUGCCACUAUACACGGCCAGGAUACUAUUACUGUUUGGUAUGGAGUGCUCACUGA